Messenger RNA from Oncorhynchus kisutch (coho salmon), 869 nucleotides. Its product is annotated as proline-, glutamic acid- and leucine-rich protein 1-like. The coding region runs from base 300 to 641 and encodes 113 amino acids. Lineage: Eukaryota; Metazoa; Chordata; Actinopteri; Salmoniformes; Salmonidae. The transcript has 2 exons. The record is from RefSeq and is a predicted model, not a curated record.
AGCAGACGGCGAUGUGCGUCUUUCAGGCGAUGCUGCCAGCGUGACGUAUAAUCUAGUGGACGGUUCCUCAGAAACCACCUCGGUAGCUUGCUAGCCAACAUAGCCGAAAGAUUCAAGCUAUUUUUACGAUUUCGGUCAAUAUUAGCUACUGUGUUUUAGACACACUUCUGUCGUAUCUACUUGUUAACCUAUUUAAUUUAAUAUUACGUUAUUUUGUAUUAGUCAGCUAUAGUAGCUGGCUGGUUAAGUUAGCACUAGACUAGUCGCUAAUGACAGCUAGCUAGCUAACAUCCCCGAACAUGAGCUCCCUAAACUACUCUCCUCCGGUUAAAGAAGAGGAGGUCUGCUGGACGGAGAAAGAGGGUCUGUGGCAGAACAUUGUUGUUAAGGAAGAGGAGGAUGUUACAGUAAAACAAGUAGAGGGUGAGUAUGUUACUGUGAAAGAAGAAGAGAAAGACGUUUCAGUGAAAGAAGAGGAAGACUCGUUCAGAGUGAAAGAGGAGGAGGAUGUUACAGUAAAAGAAGAGAAAGAGGAGGAUGCAGUUUUUGGAGUGAAAGAGGAGGAGGGGGAGAUGACUGUCACAUUGAAAGAGGAGGGAGAAGAGGUUGGAGAUCUGUUUAACACCAGACCUGAGCCCUAGGACCAUGCCCCAGGACUACCUGACAUGAUGACUCCUUGCUGUCCCCAGUCCACCUGACUGUGCUGCUGCUCCAGUUUCAACUGUUCUGCCUUAUUAUUAUACGACCAUGCUGGUCAUUUAUGAACAUUUGAACAUCUUGGCCAUGUUCUGUUAUAAUCUCCACCCGGCACAGCCAGAAGAGGACUGGCCACCCCACAUAGCCUGGUUCCUCUCUAGGUUUCUUCCCAG